AUCAUAUUGUGGGUGGUCAUUUGAAUCGAGCUCUGUGUACAAACAUGAAGCUCUUAUGGCAAAUAUUUUUUCAUAUAUUGUUUCUUCCGGAAAUAUAUUGUCAGGGUUUUUAUGGUGAGAAAUAAUCCACGGAUUUGGCUACUGUUCAGUGAAUUGAAUGCAGCUCUGCUCAUAAUAUUUUCCGUGCAUAAAGUUGAAUAUAUCUACGUCGUGAUCAUAGUUUGGUACAAAAGGGAAAAAAAAAGUUUUCUCCAAAAGAUGUGCAAUAUAUUUUUGGGAUGGUGUAGAUUAUUAUUAAUACCGGUAUGAUCGUUGUUAGAAAAAUAUUAAUUUUUAAAAAAUUAAAUAAUAUUAAGUUUACAUUCUUAUUACAGAUAUUUAUAUAUUGAAAGAUCAUUUCCAUUUAUUCUAUUGGAUUUAUUUUUUCAAAGUGUGAAAUAUUCUGUAAAAAUAAAGAAAAAUAAAAAAAAAUCAAUUAUUUAUAUAUUUAUUUUGUUCCGAUUAGUAGUGGGAUGACGAUAUCAUUGUUAAACAAAAUGUCUCUUAAUUAAUAUUGAUGCCCAAGCUUUCUACAAAACGGAACACCAAAUUGUUGUCUGAAUAUAUUUCUUAGCCGCUUUAAAAAAAAAUGUUCCGUAGAUAGAAAUGUGACUUAGCCUUCAUAGUCGGAUGAUCCACAAAAAAGUUUGGGCAACGCACGCAGAGGAGAAGCAGUCUGUAGUUACGGGUUUCUUUGAUAGCUGUGCCCGGGACACUCGGUGGUUAUAGUCAGUGCCGUCUUAAGGCAUGGACCACUGGGCACGGGCCCAGGGCCUCACAUUUCUAGAGGGCCUAUCUCUUAUAGAGGCAUCGUGCUGCAAAUAUUGUUAAUGACAACUGAAAGAUUUUGGCAAUUUAAUUGAUUUAAAAGUCAAUGGACAGCACGUUUCUAAAUUUUAACCCACGAUAUUAUCGGCAAUUUCCCAAAUUAAUAUUAUAAAUGCGAAUCACAAGCUAGAUUAUUCUUAAAGGGGAAUAACUCUCGUCAAAAAGUUUUACUGCUCCCAUAUAUGAAUCGAAUUUUAUUUUUUUUUAAAGUAAGAAUUUGUGAUAAAAGUCAUAUUAAACUAAGAUGUUAGUCUCAUACUCGAGGGGGGCUCGCGCCUCUAGGGGGCGUGAUGCCUCUAGUGAACCUCACACCUCAAAGGCGUCUCACGCUAAUAGAGGCAUUAUGCUGCCAAUAUUAUUAGCGAAUAUUGAACCAUUUUCGGCAAUUUAUUUUGCUUUUCAAGACCGUUUCUCCAAUUUAAAUUUAAACUAAUUUUUCAAUUCUCACAUCAAAAAAAAAAACUAUUUUGUUACUAGCUUUAGAAAAAAAAAAUUUAAAAUAAAUUAUCAAUUUGAAAAAAAAAAUCCAAAUCUUGGUGGGCGAUUUGGGGUGGGGGGUGGGGGUGGGGGGGGGGUAAUCAAAGAAUCUUACAAUAGGCACCAAAAAUUUAUUAUUGUAUAAUUAAAAUAAAGUACUAUACAGUUCAAGUAGUUAGAAUUCCAAAUAAUCUUUUUAAGUUUACUUCAUUUUAAAAAUCCUUUUUAUUAACUUCUCGUUUGUUCGUUGGUGGCUGGCUGAGUGGCAAAAUCUUCAGACGCCUAAAUGAUCCACUUCCCAUCAAGCUAUCGAGCUGAAACUGGUAAUAACUGUUGCCGAUGACAACACGUUCUAUGAAAUGUGCAGCCGCACCUCCUAAACCUAAAUAUAAAGCCCCAAAAAGGUGAAGAUGAAAGAAAUGUGACGCCACUGAUUUCAAGGGGAGAAAUUCCCGAUAACUGCGCUAAAUAUUCUUUUUAAAAAAGUAUCGCAAGUGAGAUUGUUGCGUAAUAUAGGCCUAUACUUUUUCUAGGAAAAAAAAGGUAAAUUUAAUGAGCGGUGCAAAGCGGAUGGGCCAUUAGAAUUUUAAUAUAGUUCAGAGGCGUCAACAACAAAAAUAAUGGGGUUGCGGACUUGGAAAAGGGGGGGGGGGGCAUUAUUUUAAAAAAAAUUUUUUUUAGAUGCGUUCCUUGUAAUAAAAAGAGGUGUUUUAAAAAGAAUUUUUUCACUCUCGCUAAGCCUCUGAAUCUUUCCCAACCUUUUUCGUGAAAAGAAUAAAGGUGUCAUUUUUUAUCAACAACAAAAAUAAUGGGGUUGCGGACUUGGAAAAGGGGGGGGGGGGCAUUAUUUUAAAAAAAAUUUUUUUUAGAUGCGUUCCUUGUAAUAAAAAGAGGUGCUUUAAAACGAAUCUUGUCACUCUCGCUACGCCUCUGAAUCUUUCCCAACCUUCUUCGUGAAAAGAAUAAAGGUGUCAUUUUUUUUAAAAACACUAAUCAGUGUUUCUAUUCUCUCCACAAACCAAAUCGCCCCCUGCGUUAAGAGUGCCCCCUGGGUUGGGUGGAACACACUGAGAGAUGCUACUAUUUCAACUUCCACCCACUACGGAGGUACGCGGAGGCCGCGGCAGCGUGCCAGGUAAAUGUGAAGUUUUCCGACCAAACUAAAUUAAUUUUUAAAGAAUUUUUUUAUAUUUUAUUUUAGAUUACCUUCCUAACAUAUAUUCAUAUGGUAGGAAUAAUUAUGGUAGUAGUUAAUUGCUAAUUGGAGUUGUAUGUCUCAUAAACAUGUUUCCUCUUUUUAUAGAACAUUUCCUAUUUAGUCUUUAAACGGUGGUUCCCAAAAUGUGAGCCACGGUGCAAUGGGAACAGCAAAAUGUUAUAAACUUUCAAUUCAGUGCGAUGAGAAGCGACGUCUAGCAGACAUCGUGCAAACCAGUAACUCACUUAAUAAUAACUUUUCAGCUGGUCUCUACAAAAUGAGACAGGAUUACUUCUUUUGUGAUCUUAAACGUGUGUUUAAAUUAUGUUUAAAAUACGUUUUUGUUCGAUAUUACGGUGCAAUUGUUAGAAUUUAAUAUAGGGUGCCGUGGGAAAACCUGGAUACAAGAAGUAAGCACGGGAAUUGAAAAAAUUUGAGAACCACUGUCUUGGAUUUAAUUCAUAGCAAACUCAUUCAAAACAUUUUUUUUUUUUAAAUUUAAAAAAUAACAAUAAAUGAGUUUUUGCACGGGGUCUUUUGUUUUCAAUGGUAACUUUCUUCACGGUUUUUAUUUUAUUACUUUAAACUCCUCGCUAGCUGUAAUCUCUCUUGAAACCAGCAGAAAUGUCUUAACUCAAUGAAACCUUAAAUUAUUAAGAGAUAAGGAUACCUCCGUGAUCACUUCAAAAGAGAUUUUUCGUCUCGAUAGGGCGAAAAAUGUCAACUUUACAGCCUUGUGGUCAGGUUUUGACCCAAUCAGUCAUUGAUUUUGUAGGGUAGUUUUUUAAGUAACCACUAACGCACUAUCAAAUUUUUAAAAAACCAUAGGCCUAUAUUAUUUAUUUACAUUACGUGAGGACCGGCUCUAAAAAAAGGGGGGGGGGGGCGAAAUGGACCCCGCGCGUAGCACUUAUAUACUAUAUAUAUUAUAAAUUAUUCUUAUAGCCAGGCUUUGCCUACUCAUAGAUCUAUAUUUCAAGACAACACAAUGUUCGGAGGUACAAAAGAAUCAAGCGAUCAUUAUGUAUGGCUAAAUAAGAAAGUGGGGACGGCGUCCUGUUUGCUGUCCACACCGUCAUCAAGUUGGUGCAGACUUCGACUGUGCAACUUGAUGUAGCCAUUACACAUGACCAAGGUCUAAUCUGUGUCUUCACCAAGUACAGAGAAGAAGGAAUAUGUGAAUCUAGAGAUAAGACACAACAGACGCCCAAAACAGCUUUCAGGGUGGACUUUUUCUCAUGAUGAGUAGACCAAUGGAAUCAUUGAAGACAUGUUUUCCAACGACUGCAACUUCUUAACAUUUAAACUUUUUACAUGGAUUAAACACAUAUUUUUGGCCUCAACAAAUCCGCGGUGUGUAGCCUACCAACUGUAUAUGACUAUGACGUGUAUAUAAUACCAGAGGUCCCGAAAUAUUUGAUUCGCCGAAAGCCCCACACCCCACUAACCACGGCCAUGAUUAUUUCCUGUCCUUUCCCCCCUGAAUAAUAUUGUAAACAAUACACGUGUUGUUCUGAACACAUGUGUUGUUUUGUUGUAUUUUCCCAUCAAGCUUUGGUCACCAUGAGUCUCUAAAAUACUUUCGCCUUUUGAACUAGGCCGAACUAGUGUGGCAUGAUUUGACGCGUUCCUCGGACAGUAUUUCCCUGUCCAGUUCUUUGCACGUAUUUCUAAAUAUUACUUUGUGCAACUGACGCCCAGUUAAAUAAGUGAAUCACGGUUAGGCUGGUCAGGAAAACAGACAGCUGAUGAAGUAUGGGCGAAUGUAUGAUAAUCGAUUUCACUGUUUUCAGACGGACGGCGCCUAUUUGGUGAGCAUCAAUGACGAUGAGGAAUUUAAUUUUGUUUCUGAUUGGCUGACGAAACACGAUCAAAACAGGUAGGACUUUGUUUCUGAUUGGAUGACAAGACACGACCAAAAUGUGUAGAGCGUUGUUUCUAAUUGGCUGCAGAGACACAAUCAAAACAGGUAUAGCGUUGUUUCUGAUUGGAUGACGAGAAACGAUAAAUUGUAAGAAAGGAGGUGGGUUUAUUAAACGAUUGAAAAUUAUUUCUUUAAUAUUUAAACCACUGUCCUGCAUGCUCGCAUCGCGUAAUUUUAUACAUUUGUAUAUAGGCCUAGGCAAAAGGGCGGCAGCGGAAGUCGAUGAGAGAAGUUUAAGGUUUCCGCUCCCAAACACUUUUGUUUUUUUUUAAAUAAGAGAAAAAAAAAUAGGUCUAUGCAUACUCCCUAAUAUUAAAGUAUAAUUUCCAGGUCUCACAAAUUGAAAGAGCCUGUAGAAGAUGCAAACAUUAAUUUUACAAAAUAGCAUCUGCAAUAAAAUAUCUUGUACAAAACUUGAGAGUUUCGCGAGUCUAGUGUUCGUCUACACCUUACAUGGGAGAGCUAAAUCAAAGUUCAGGGUGAAUAUUCAAGGGAAUUUCAGAUUAGACGAGGCUCAGGGUAAAGGACUCACUGACUUGCAUGCUAUUUAACCUACCAGUAGAGAGAGUUAUAAUAUAAGAAGCAUACAUUUUGACACCCGAGGAACAAUCACAAGAUUUUACUGAGGGAAACCCAAAACGCAAAAUCCAAUUGACUGAAUUUAUUAAAAAACAAACUCUCAACUAUGAUCCAUCCUCAGGGGCACUAAAAUAAGAGACGACACUAAAAUAAGAGAUGACCCAAAAUUUAAAGAGAUAAACUGUACUCGAUUACCCUUUAUUUCAGAGGCAAUCAGUGGUGGAAAACUGUACUCCAUUACCCUUUAUUUCAGAGGCAAUCGGUGGUGGACCAGUGGUAUCGGUAAGGGUGACACAUUGCGUUGGGAAGGGGAUGGAACUCCUGCAUCUUCAUCGCCUUUUUUCUGGCAAGAUGAAAAUGAUCUCAACUCUCUGGAAAAUGGAGAAAAUGUGGUAUUUUUAUUUACCGGUUAGCAAGUCAAGUAAUCUCUUUAACUUGCCAUAAUUUAAAUACUCUGACUUACUGCCAAUAUUUAUAAAUUAUAUUUAGUAACAUAAUUUCUCUUCAUCUAAAUAAAAUUCUUUACCUCUGGCAUUGAGGCCUUACAUUGUCCUCCCAAAUUUAACAUUAUUUAUAUUUUAUAUAGAAUAUAUUUUUUUAUCAAUUAAUAUCAUUUUGUAAAUUUUAUAUUGUCUUACUUAAAUAUUAAAAACUAAAGUAGGCCUAUUUGCCUGCUAUGUUAAAAAUAAUACUAAUUAAAUUUUAUUUUGUAUUUAUUUUAUUUUGUCUUAAAGUUUGAAGAUUAAAAAAAAAAAUUCUUAUGUUGACGUUAAAUAGAAUACUAAAAAAAACAACUAAAAAUUAGUAUUUGAACUAUUUGGUCAGAUUUUUAUUAAUUUGUUUAUUGAAAUUAUUUAUAAAAUCAUUUCUUUUAAACUUCUUAAUCUUAGCCUUAUCUAGUCAGUUUAAAUGGGGUAGAUCAAUGCCUAAUAUGAUGUCAUCUUUUGUGUGUGAGAUCAGCUUGAAUGAAGCAUACAGGAUUGUCCAGCAGGAUCGGGAUCAUAGUAAGAAAGACAUAAGCUUUGUUUAGCUGCCUGUAUCUUUUGAAAUAAGGACUUAGUUUGAUUAACUUAACCAUUCAAUUGUCCAUUCUUACAAAAGUUAAUUAAAUAUCCUAUCAUUUUGUAUCAUUGUUUUCUAACACAGUGUUUGGGACUGACAUAACAGAUCCUAAUGAAAUAAAACUUGGACCCAAAUUCAUAGAACAGCCCCAGACUCUUGUCAUUGAAGGAAAAUUAGAUUAUGCUCAAAUAGAAUGUGUAGCUCAUAGGUGUGUAGCUAAGUUUUUUUGGUUUUUGUGUAAAGAGAGUUUGAAUUAGUAAAAGUUUAGUUCUCUGUUUACUGUUUACCAAUUUCUGUCUGUAGUAUUAACAUUUGUGACAUCUGUGUUGAUAAAUUUUUUUUCAAGUUUAUCAUUCACACAGUUAUGGGCUGUAAAUAUUUAAUGAAUUUAAGAAAAGUUGACUUUACUGUAAACGAUUUAAUUCGUACAUCCUGUUUCGUUUUCAUCUUGACAUAUUUAACAAUAUUUUGUUCAAUUUUACUUCCCUAAAGCAAUCCCCAACCCACUUAUGUCUGGUAUAAAAGUUCUGGAGUCAGACCUCCAGCCCAGGUGACUUCUAACGAGCACUACACAAUGACAAAUGGGAAACUUGUCAUAGCUAGACCCGAUGAGAUCAGAGACGAGGGAAUGUAUCAGUGCCUGGCUACAAAUGAAUUGGGCUCAGUCAUCUCAAACCCAAUAUCAGUCAAUUUUGGAUGUAAUUUCUUUCUUUGAUAAAAUGUUCUUUAUAAACAGCAAAUCAAUAGUAAAAAAAAAUGUAUAUUAGGUAUUAAAUAGCGAAAUAUUAGAUGUAUCAGUAGGAAAGAUAUAAAUAUAUGUCCAUUAAAAUAUCAACCUAUUUUUAAGUUUCAAAAAAUCUUUUGCAUCAAUAAAAGUUUAAGUUAAAUAAAUAAUUGGAUAUUUUUGUAUAAUACAUAAUAAUUGUUUGCGCUCUUGUUAGAAUUUAUGAAAGAGUUUUGGAAUAUGGCAAAAUUUUGUGUUGUCGACAAAAUUCAACAAAAGUUCCGCAUAAGAAGAUAAUUGAUGGACUGGAUGCUCAUUCAUUUAGAAACAUUCAUCAUAUGAGUGGUGCUAUAUGCACAUUUGGAUCUUGAAGGUCUUUGCUCAUUUCUAAUACUUUCUAAUAAAAUUUAUAUAUAUCACCUAGGAUAAUAAUAAAACUGAGAUGAAUGAAAAUUGAAAUUGUAUAAUUAAAUGAACAUUAAUUUAUUGUGUCAUUAAAAAACAAAUAAACAUUUCAGAUCUGUUUGAGUUCUCUAAUGAUCCACCUGGAUCCGUCACAGCCAGACAAUACAAAGGGACAGUUGUUAGUUGCAGAACACCAGCUUAUAAUCCAGGUAUAAUUGAAGAAAACUACUCAAUUAAAAGAAGAGUUAAUAAAAAAAAUCUGCUCAAUACCGGACACAGACUUUUAUAACUUGUUACAGGAUAUGUUUUCAAAUAAUUGCAGAUGGAAAUCUGUUAUUUUAAGUAAAUGAAAUCUUGUAUUUUUUUUUGUUAGCCAUCGAUGUGAAAUGGUACAAAGAGGAUGGAGGUGCCAACUUCCUGCGUACAGACCUCCAUCCGCAUCAGUUUGUCUCACGCAAUGGGAAGUUUUACCUUUCAGAAACUUCAACACCUGAUGCGGGUGAGUUACUGAGUUGUUUACUUGCAGAGAUCAAAACAAAAAAAAACAUGUAAUGCAGGUUGUUAAGGAACAUAAACUCUAUAAAUAUCCAUGAAACUGGUCACCUGUAUUAAUUUGGAAACUUAUCUCAGUGUUAAAUACAUUUUUCUGUUCUAAGGUUUGAAAAUGUGAGUUUACAACUCAUGAACACUUUGUAAUCAGCUGGUUUUUCUUUUGGAACUUUUUCAUAUUCAUCGUCUUUUGGGUUAAAGAUUCUACAGGCUAACCACAAUAGGCUAUUGUUUUGAAGAACAGAAAUUCUUUCAUCUAGGAUCUGGCAGAAUUUCAACUGCUAAUAAUGUAGAACAGUAUCAUGAUGUCAAAUAUUAUACAAAUACCGUUUAUCUCAACUAACUCUUUAUUUCAAUGACUAUUUUUCUCAUAGAAUCUCACAAUGUAUUUAUUCUCAACCAUGUCAAAUCUCCAGGCUACUACCAUUGUUUUGUUACCUUGGUUCCACAUGCUGGCCAAGUCCUGGCCACACUACAGACCCCAAGUAGAACAAGUCUUGGAAUACACCUGAUUAUUGUUGGAGAUUGUAAGUGAGCACUAAAGCAGAUAGGUGCAGUACAUUUUGAUCAAAUUUAAAUGAGAUGAAGGAAAUUUAAUUGUGAAAAUGUUUGCCAUAUUUUAAAAAAAUUGAAUGAUCUUCCACUAAGUUAAAUAUUUGACUGUUUAAAUUUUAACUGUAAGAAAUGGUGAUGUUAAAUGUUUGCAUGUUUAAAUUUAACUGUCAGAACUGGUGAUUAAUUGUAAAUGUCUAUGAUAAUAAACAGCUCCAAGUGAUUAUGGUCCAGAAAUUCACAAUGAUUUCCCGGCUGUGUUCCCCACUCCAGCCUUGAGGGGAGAAAUUCUGACACUUGAGUGCUUUGCUUAUGGCAAGUAAGCUGAGAUAAAAUUCUUAAGUUACUAUUAAACAUUAUUUUUUUUACCUAACAAACUGUCCCAGAGAAAAUGCAAAUGAUAAUUACUGUUAUUGAAAAAAAUAUUAAGAGUUAAGAACACUAUUUAUUUUUUAGAAAGUUGUAUUAUACCCGGUAGUUGUAAAUAAAAAGACCAGAAUGAUCUGUCCCCUCCUUUCAGAGCUGGUGAAGUCUGUCAUCCUUGUUAUUAUGUGAGUGAUAUUCAGAUACUUCUUUGUCUCUAAACAGAUUUUAUUUCUUUUUUGCCUUCUGUAAUUGUUGUGUUCCUGUCAGUGGCACAGCAAGAGAUUGAGCCACUAGGUAUGGUCUUUGAAUUUGCCUCUUUCCAACCCCCCCCCCCCCCCCGAAAAAAAACACAACUAAAACACAAAAAGAUAAUAUGAACAAGAGAAAAAAAAUACUCUUCCCCUAGAAGUAUGAGUUGCAUUUGUUCAAGUUAAGACAUUCCAGUUUGAUGGAUCUAAAAAAAUGACGCAGUUUGUUAAAAUCCAUGAUGUUAACUAUCUACCAAAGACACCCGACUACACCAACACACUCUAUACAAAGGACAGAGUGUGUAAAUUCUUCACCAUGGUCUCGGGUCAAAGGCCACAUUCCCAAAUGACUACUGGAACUGAAUGAUGAAGCUGAUUUUAAUCCAUGACAUACAUAAAUUACUGCUAUUAUAAAUAAUUUGAAACAUAUGUUCAUUAGGAUAUUAAAAGCAUCCUAAAGCUUUGAAGCCUGGCCACAAUAAUUGAUGCAUAAAUGUAUACACAUAUUAGGUUACCUCUCCAUUACUCUUGGAGGAAAAAUGGCGGUCAAAUGCCAGAUAAAGCUGAGUACUCAGAACAUGGCCGCGUGAUAACCCUGCCCAACGCGCAGUUGGAGGAUGCUGGCAACUACACCUGUCGUGUUGACCGAGGCAGUAGUGCUGUGGCAGAGAAGUCCCUGAGUGUAAUAAUAGAAGGUGACCUGUUUUCUACUUUCGUCAGUUAACAUGGAGUGUUAUUGUAUGGAUGGAAAUGAAAACUUUUAUUAAGGAUAAAUGCUUUUACAUAAGUAAACUUUUAAUCAAGCCAAAUAAUAACUUUUAACAGAAAAUAACAACUAAAUAGGAAACGUGAAUCAGAAUAAUAAAUUAUUGAAUUAUUAGGACAUAGCCUAGAAAAAAAUAUUGCCUUAUCUCUUCACAGCCAAACCUUUCUUCGCCUUCCCAUUGAAGGACCAACACAUAGAUGUUGGCCGCCCUCUAACCUGGAGAUGUGAAGCUAUGGGAGUACCCAGGCCGACAUACACCUGGUAUAAAAAUGGGAAACAACUGACCGAAAGUGAAGAGGAUGUAGAGGUAAAUAUUGCAUGAGAGAAUAAACAAAAGAAAUUUUGUACUUUUUAUGAAACUAACAAAAUUUAAUUUAAAAAUGAGCAAAUAAAUAUUACCACUCUAUUAAGCUCUACUUUAUGUACUACACCCAUAAUUUGUUAAGUUUCAUCCCACAUAUGAAAUAAAACUGUGAUGGCAUGUUUUGUUGUAUUAUUCAGUGUUUAUGUAUUUAGCUACCUGUUUUCAAUAUGCAGACUGCAUCACCUGUCCUUGUUACAUGUCUGCUUGAUGAUGUCACUUUGAAAAUGAACAAGUAAUAUUUCUUUAUUUUCCAAAAACAUUUUUUUAAUCAAUUGUUUUAUACAUCACCUAAAUAAAAAAACAAAAUGUUCUAAUAAUAAAUGUAUACCACCUAGGUACGGAUUAACAUUCUCACAAUCGCAAGCGCACAGCCAGACAAGCAUCAGGGCAUGUAUCAGUGUGGAGCAACCAAUGCCCAUGGCACAACUAUUAGCAGCGCUCAGCUGAGAGUCUUGUGUGAGGAAUUUUUUAUUUACUAUUGCUUUUAAAAUAUUCAUAAGUCGCAUAAAUUAAACUUAAUUGUUUAAACCUUAACAUUCAAGAUAAAACCCAGCCAUCUAGUUUUUACUUUAGGGACGUUCGAGAAUUUGUGACAGGGGGAGGGGGGUCAAAAAAUUUGUGACAUCACUUUUUAUUUCUAAAAUCUAACAUUUUCUAAUGUUGAAAAAAUCUUUAUUUAAUUAAUUUUAAAAACAUUAAUUUGCUGUCGCAAUUGCCUCGGUUAUUAUAGGUACCAUGAAAUUCACUUUUCUAAUAAUACUACAUCUUAAUCCAUUAUGGGAAAAUUUUAAAGAUUAAAAUAAAAUCUUAGUUUAGUUAUGAAAAUUGCAUGUAUGUUUUGAAUUUUUUUAGGUGUGACGUGACUCUGGGAGUGGGAGGGGGGUGUAAAAAAUUGUGACACUUCGUGGCGGGGGGGAGUGGGGGUCUAAUAAGGUCAUUUUUAGCGUGACAUAAGUUACGAACGACCUCCAAAUCAAAUGAUUUCAGAUUGCAUAUAUUAAUGUUUUCUGUCUUGAAGCUUUCAAGCCAUCCUUCGCCAAGCGACCCAUGAACCCGUACCAGAUGGGCACAGAGGGAGGCUCUGUGACUAUUUUGUGCCAACCAGAAGCUGCCCCAGCCCCUAUCUUAACGUGGAAGAAAAAUGGAGCACCUCUCUCUGCUUCAGGUUGUUGUCUUGAUAUGUUGAAUGGUCGAAGGAGUCCUAAAUUUAAAACUUGAUUAUUUUAACAUACCUCAAAUGUGGAGAUCUUCUUAUUUUACCCUUGUUAUUUAAAAUUUAAUAAAAUAUUUCUGGAAUAAAGAAGUGAAAUUUGUUAUUUAUAUACAAUGCAAACGUUUUCUCCCUUUGCUCGUUUAUAGAGAAAUCUUAAUUUUGUACUUGAUAAAUACAGUACCGGUAUAUUAAAAUUAAAGUUUUCUUUAAAAACAACUUUUUAAAAAGAAGCAACCUAUGUGUAUAUUUCGAGUAAAAAAGUGAACAUUAGGAAGUUUAUCUUAUGUGUUUUAAAUAGCCCCCAGAUAAACUUGCAAUUUUAAUCACCUUCAAUUCAUCCAGAUCCCGCAGGACGAAUUUCUCAGCUCUCAAAUGGGAACUUAGUGAUCAAAGACUUACACGCCAUUGAUAAGGGGACUUAUGAAUGCACAGCUGUCAAUGAAAAGGGCUCAGCCAGUAGCUCAGGGGUACUUACGGUUGUUGGUAGGUCUUCACCUUAUAGGGAUAAAAUAAUGUAAUUGUUAGUUUACCAGUUUAAGAUAGGAGCCAUUUGGAUAACGGAUCAAACAGCAAGAAAAUAUGAGGACUAGACACCUAAAAGAAGAGAUUCCCUGGACCCCCAAAUCAACAAGGCAGAAUAAAAGAGCAGCAAUAAUAUAGGUGGGGGGGGGGGGAGACAAGGAAGAAAAAAGCUUGGUUUGGAGGGGGGGGGACCGUGGCCUGGCGUAACAAAAAAAAAAAAAAAAAAACAACAUGAUGACACUGUAAGAGACAAAAAGAUAGCCAAAAGGACACAAUGGAUGAACCAUGGACCUUCUAUUGAAAGCAUUGAAUCGUAAAACUGUCAUUAAGGAGAAAGGAAAAGUUAAACAAGUUGAAAAGCUUUUCAACCCCACCUCACCUGGCUUAGGUCAAGGCAACCAUAUGCCAGCAGAAAAAUGGUGAGGCACCAAUAAAUAUCAGAAUGUGCAACUGUGAUGCUUAAGGCAGAACACAAGACAAUGCCCAUCACUCUGUUGAUCAGCGUGCUAGAACACCACUACCUUAUCAGAGAAGAAGGUUGAAGUUUUCCAGAUCAAAUGCCUACACAGGGUCUAUGGGAAAAGUUGAUCAUGGACAAGCUCCAAUGAAGAACUGAGUGCAAGCAAAUUCAUUUUCCUAUAUCAGCACUCAGAUGGACAGCACUUGAAAAAUGAAACCUGAAAAGACCCACUAGACUCGAUGCAAAAAAAUCGAGAAAGAUCUGGGGAAAAAAACUGACCCUUCUGAUAGCUCUCAUAGAAGAAGCUGAUAGAUUGCAGCUGCCUUUCUAUGUUAGCUUCAGGCGCCGGUUGACACAUGAAGACUGAAUCAAUGUAUAUUCCUUUUUAAAAAAAUUGUAGGUAAUGUACCUCUUUGAUGAUUGCUAAAGUAAAAAAAAAAUUAAAUGCAUUUUGUGUAGAAAAUGUGAAUUAAAUUGAAAUUGAUUUGCUAUAUGUCUUUCCUCUUAGCAAAGACUGUCAUGACUGUCAAACCAUCAGAUACCCGUGUCAAUGUCAACGGAACAGCUUUCCUGGCAUGUCAAAGUUCCUUUGACCCUAAAGUAAAAGAUGUGGUCUAUGUUUGGGAUUUGAAUGCACAUCCAAUCGAUUACACCAUUGAGCCACACUUCUCAUUGGUAUGAUCCCCCCCCCCCACACUUCUCAUUGGUAUGAUUCCCCCCCCCCCCAUUUACUUUUGUUGCAAAUGUUUAAUUUAUUCCUUCUUAAAAUCAGUUCAUGUCCCUUACUUAUUUGCUAUUCCCUUCCUAUCUGGUAGGGCACCAGUGGUACUGUAACAGGGCUGUAUAUCACCAAUGCUCAGGUUUACCACACGGGUACCUAUGGCUGCUCAGCAAUCUCUGUAGAGGAUGUUAUGAGGUACACAGCAUAUCUUCAAGUGUUUGGUAAGGUGGUUUGAAACAUUCUUUUUAGUUCUCAUCACAUUCUCUACAAAAUAUUCUGCAAUGAAAUAUAUAUACAAUCUCUUAAACAUUAAUUUUCUUAAAUCUUUUCUUGAUCAUGUUAUAAUAUUUAUGGUUUCUAUAAGAUAAUGCAAGACCAAAUAUUUAAUUUUUAAAAAAUUUGAAUUCUACUAUGAAAAAGAAUGAAACAAAAUAAUAAUAUACUCCAGGUCCACCUGGUGAGUGUGGAGGGGUCAUUGCCCAGGUCACUGGAUGGGAUGCUGCUAUUAAAUGGGCUUUGGGUCCCAACAACAUGGCAGAGAUAUCCAAAUUUCAGAUUGAAUACAACACCAAUUUUAACUCUAGUUGGAGAGUCCUCAAAGAUGGUGAGUAAAUUUUAAUUUAGCUUUUGAGAUUCUAUACCUGUAGCUCAUACUCAUAUGCCAACAAAUUUACACAAAAAAAAAGCAAUUUUGCGGUAUAUAUAUUCCUAAUUAAUUCAUGCCAUUGGUCAAAUUUCUUUGCAAUUAUUUAAUAAUUAAACAGGUAGUGAAUGGGUUAAAGUUAGAAUUAUUUAAAGGUUUCAAAAUUCCUAAUAAUCAUUAAAAAUAAUAUUAAUGAAAUUUAAAAAUUGCUAAAUUUUCAUCUUUCAUUUUCUAUUUUUUCCUGUAAGAGACUAAGCCUAUUUUCACUGAUAUCAACGAAUGAUACCAAGCCAUUAUACAGUUACUUUAUUUUCCAGACAUAACAAAGGUAGGAGCUUUAGAUCCUAACAGGAAUGGAAGAUGUAUCUAUGAGGUUAAAGGCCUUAAACCAGGCUCAUCUUACAGGUUCAGGGUGAUUGCUGUCAAUUUGUAUGGUCCAAGUCCCCCAUCUUUGGCUUCAUGUAAGUUUUUUUUUAAAACUUUAAUAUUUUUAAAUUGAUUUAAAUUUAAUAUUAUGAUUUUUUUUCCUCUAACUGCUCUGUAGAGAUCAUUCUGCAUAUAAUUUGUUACAUCUCAAUGAAAUUUAUUCUAAUAUUUAAAAAUUGUUACAAUCUGUGAACACUUUCUCAUACACAAGAACUCAAUUUUAUGAGAAGUUUGAAAUACAUUUCUUUUUUUAAUUUCAAUAGAAGAAGUUUGGGUAAACAAACAUGAGCCCAUAUCUAAAUCAUUAUCAUGACAGGAUAUUCCAUAGCACAAGAUGGAUAACAUGUCCAAGGCCCCUGAAGCUCAAGGGGCCUUGAUCCAUGCUUAAAAGGUUAAAUAUAUUGAGAGAGAAAGGGAUACCCCUUUUGGCUGUGCAUAGUGCCCCCAAAGUUCUUAAUCUGUUAUUAAUCCAGACUUUCCUCAUUAAUUUAGUCUUUUUAACUAGUAAAAAAAAAUUGCAACAUUUUAUUUGAAUUUAUUCAUCAUUCCAAUCCGGCGGCUAUUUGGAAAUAUGCCCUGGGCCCAAGGCCAUGCUAAUUAUUGUCAAAGACCAUUAUCUAUAUUUUAAAAGUAAUAUUGAUCUUACCUCUACUACAAAUAACCCACCAAAAAAUGGUGCAUAUAUUUCCCAUCUACUAAAGUUAUUGACAAAACAUGAAUCCAAGUAAAGCACUUUAUAAGAAGCCCAAUGAAGUGCAAACUUCUGAGAAUUAUAUUUUGUGCUCCUAUUGAACACAGCAUUACAGCCAAACAUAAAUUAUUAUUUGUGAUGUUUAGGCUUAUCAAAUCGACAAAUGUUUUUUUUUUUUUAUUUUAUUUUAGCCUGUUCCAUUCCUGGGAUGUAUGUUGCUGUAGCCUAAAUUUUGUUAUACUUCUUUUUCUCAUUUCAGCGUUCUAUAAAAUUCCUGAUGCUGCACCAGUCAUCCCUGUCACAGGGAUCAGAGAGGGUUGGGGGCCUGUUGGAACUCUGGUGGUUGAGUGGGAUGUAAGUGCAAAAAUCGAAAUCUCAAAAAAAAAUUUAAUUGGUCUAAUCAGGUCUAAUUUUUAAAUCCUUUACAUUAACUUUGCUUUUGUUCGUGUGUUUCUUUCUUUAUUGCUUUGUGGCAGUAAAUCUUUCAGAAAGCUAAUUGACCCACUUCUUAUAAUCCUAAAGAGCUGAAAUUUGGCAUAUAAACUCAUUGCAGACGACAAGAAAUUCUUUCAAAUUUUCAGCCUCACUCCCAACCUCUAAAAAUAAAAUUUUCCUGUUUUUUAAGCGGGGGAGGAACGUUAAUGACUUGUUCGAUGGUCAUUUUUUUCUGGUGUGGAUAUUAAAUGUGUAGUUGUUGCUAAGUGCUUUGUAUUUGUGACCUAUUUGGAUUUAAAUAUAUCUUUAGUCUAUUAGGUUUUAGUUUUAGACGCACUAAGUUUGAUAAAAACCAUUCCCAUGCCAAAAAAUCAGUUGCUACAAUCUUAUAUAUAUUAAAUCACAUACAUUUACAUAAAUGCAACUACAAAAAAAUGCAUAUAAAAAAAAUCUUGUUUUUAGGGGUUGUUUAAUUUCCCUCAUAAUUUCAAAAAUUGUAAAAAUAAGUUUUAAGCCUUUGUCUUCUUUGCAAACUAUUAAUUCUUUGCACCAUACAUGUAAAAAAAAAGGUCAGAUAAUGAUUUUUCCUUAAGACCAUGAUGAGAAAUGCUAUAUUUUGAAAUAUUUUUCUUUACAGCCUCUACCAUUAGAGGAUUUAACAGGGAAUGAUAUUGGCUACAAGAUUUACUACCGAAAGAAAGACGUCAACAGUGAAGUUAAAUGGAGUGUUGUAAGUUUAAAAAAUGUCAAUUCUAUGUUAUGCAUUCGCUAGCACAAUACCGGUAUCUGAAAUGAAGCCUUUGCCUGACUUAACACUUUGAUUUGGAUGUGGCAUUUCCAUGCUGAUUUUUCACUGACUAGUCUUUCAAAAAUGUCAGAGUAAAAAUGAGCAAAGUAUUAAAUAAACUGAUACAUUUUUUAAGGCUAAUCAUGGUCUGAGAUUUGGGCUUUAUAAAAUGGUUUUACCAAUUUUAAACAUUAACAAAGAAAGAUAUCUUACCUAAAUCAUUGUGCAAUCAACUGAUAUGCGUCCAAAAGGCGAUAAUUCUACAUGUUGAUGUAUUAGCAGUCUUUUUUAAAGAAAUAAAAUAUAUAUUUCAAAAAAUUGUGUUAAGCAAGUGAAACGAUACAUUUUUAAAAUUAAAAACAAGUGAUAUGAAUUUAUAAAUUAAAGUUGAAAUGUCAGCUGUACAAUGCCAUUUAUUUUCCUCUAUUUCUUCCUUUUGAUAUUCUAAAGGAAUUCUAUUAAAUCCAAGGUUAUUAAUAUUAUACUAGGAGUAGGAGUGAAAGCAACAGUAAGUAUUUUCAGCCCUCCCAGAGAUAGGGGGGAGUAAAAGCAAGAGAAGAAAUUGCAAAAAUCAUUUUCAACAUAAGAAAGAAAACAUUCUGGAAAAUCAGCACACAUCUUCUGCUAAAUGUUAGAAUAUCAGGUAAUAUCAAUUUGCAGUAAUUAUUAUUUACAGGGAGAGGUUUUAGGCAUGGAGAAUAAAUAUUCUGCUCUUGUUGGAGUGGAUAACUACUAUCUGGAGUAUGAAAUCAAAAUAGCAGCAUUCAAUGCACUUGGCCAGGGUCCCAACUCAAGUGUACAAGUCAUCAUGUCACAGGGUGACAGUGAGUAUCUCAAGGACACGAUCAGCAAUCUGUUAUGUAAACUAGAUGACAAUUUUGUUUUUAAUCCCUCUGUCUUUCUCAAUUACAUUUCUGUUUUUUACAAAAUUUUCCUUUACUGUCUAGAGUUGCACAUAAUCUAUAAAAAAGUCGGUUGUUAUCAAGCUUUACUUUGUGCUAUUAAACAUUUAAUCCAAGAUUCUGCUGCCUCUCUACUGUCUCACUACUACACACAAGCAAUCAACAGCAAAAUUUCAUAAAGCACUCCAAACCAAAAUGGCAUACACAAAACUAGGAUUUUAUAUCUGACACAAAUAAGAAUUUUUUUUUUAAGAUUCAUUACAACAAAAAAAAAUUAUGAACAAAACUGCCAAUCCUGAGUACUACAGAAUAAGAUGAGCUUAAUUUUAAAGCACAGUACAAUUCUUUAAUAUUUUUUUUCCUCCGCACAUCAUUCCAGUCAUGAUGAUGUCUUAAUAUCUGUUUCAGUGCCAGUAGGAGUGCCCAGUAAUGUCUUUAUUGAGCCGUACAACAGCACUGCUUUUGUGGUGCACUGGACUCCAAUACCACUCCUACGAGAAUACAUCAGGGGAAGGGUUAUUGGUUACGGGGUGGGUAUGUGUUAUUGUUUCUGACGAUAAGUCAAUAACUUUAUUCCUUUUUGUCAUAAAUGUACAAACUUGAAUGCUGGUAUAUAGAGUGUUAAUCUGAUGUUCCAGUAAUAUGUGGAUGCAUGGCCCUGAAGAUAGCCAAGUCUAUUCCAAUCUUAGUUUUCAACUACUUCGACAACACAGUUAUUAACAAAAUUAGCUUUCUCAGAUUUGUAUGGCAGAACUUAAUUUCCUUAAGAGUGACAGAUUAUAUACUUCUGAAACUUAGUCCUGUGAUCACUUCAGUUGUUCAAAGAGAAAAAUUAUCACUUCAAAAUUUAAGUAGGAUGCUGCAACUUAAAAGCCAUAUUUCAGUUUGGGAUGACAAAUUGUCAAUUGAUUUUUUUGCUUGAGACAUAAAUGAAUUAAAUACCACUUGCUUGAAACAGCAACCUUGAUUUAUGAAUUCAAAACAUAUCUGUAACUUUGCAAGAAUAUUACUUUGUUACAUCCUAAUAAUUCUUGUUGGAUUUUAUUUGCUUGCUUAUGAAUAGUUUAAAAAAAUAAUAAUGUCUGAAGCAUGAAGACCUAAAUUUUCUCAUUUUAGAGCAAACAAAAUUAUCAGGCAUGGAUAUAUAUUUCACAUAUUGAUGAAAUGGUUUUUAUCAUUAAAGUGUAGAUCUGAGGAAUUCAGACCAACAUUAUUUAGCCUAGCUGUGUGAUUUUAUGUCUAUAAUAAAACACAUUUUUUUGAGGCAGGAAUCCUAGUAACUUUCAAAAAGAGAAUGAAGCAGCAACAGCAUAUAUAUAUAUAUAUAUAUAUAUAUAUAUAUAUAUAUAUAUAGUUUCUGUUAUUAAGGAAGUCUCAACGUUUUCAUCAGUAAGAAGGUCUCAUUUUUUUCAUCCUGAUUUUGUUUGUACCAAGUUUUACAUACCCACUUACCAACUCUUAUGGCAGAUCAACUAUUGGAAGCCUGGUGAAAGCAUGGAGACAUCCAACAUGUAUUGUACUGAUGAUUGUAGCUCAGAGAUAAUAGUGGGCCUGGAGCCAACUGAAAACUACUGGGUCAACGUCCAGGUGGUUACUACGGCCGGCAUGGGAACCCUCAGUGAGGACUAUUACGCUGGGACAAACAACUUUCGUAAGAACUUAACGUCUUUGCUUUCUGGUUGUGCCAUAAUCAUUCAUAAUAAUUUCCAGAAUCUGUGUGUACUUUAGGCCAUAAUCAUUCAUAAUGAUAUCCAGGAUCUGUGUGUACUUUGUCCUAACUAACAUGUUCAAUGUAGGUGCAAGCUUACUGCACAGUCAAAAAUGUUGAUAUUUCUACUACAUGUGAAAUUAUAGGCCCAGAAUCACUUGACUAGCCUGAAAAUUUGACUGAAAUUGAUCUCUUUUCAGGUAUAGAGCCCGGCGUUAUUCAAAAUGCCCUUGGAAAAUAUUAAAAAAUCUCAGUGAAAUUGUUCUCUAAAUAUAUAUUAUAUAAACUUAUUUUCGUUUUUUUACAUGUAAACAUUGAGUUGGGAUCACUCAGCAUGUCAACAAUGAGUUGGGAUCACUCAACAGUGCCCUGAAUAAUGAAAAGCAUACUGUUUCUUUUUAUUGAUAAUUCUUUUUUCACAUUCUUUUUGUUUAUUUCUGCUCAUUUUGUCUUUCUGUUCAUAGUUCAUUAGUCUGAACGUUGACUUAACAGAUCUAUAUUUGAAAUGGCACUAGGAAAAAAUGAAAUCUAAUCCAUUUAACACUCUGCAUCUAGCGCCCCAGUUCUUCCCAGAGUACGUCCAUGUUAGUUCUCAUAGCGGAAAUGCUGUGUUUGUUUUGUGGAAAGGAAUCUCAACUGGCCUUAUGGAGGAGUCCCUAAUUGGGUACAAGGUAAUCAUUGGCUUCAUCAUUUAAUCAAGUUUUUUUUAACCUGUGGUCCCUGGCAAACCAUAACCAUUAGCUGCAUUUCUGUUAUUAUUUUAUUACAUGCAUUUAUGAAUGAUACAGAAGGGGAGGGGGGGGGGGGUUGUGGCCUUCAUCUGACUGGCAAAGGGGGUCCAUGUAAUUAAAAAAAAGGUAAAGAACCCCUGAAGUAGAUAAUAGCAACAAAAAAAAAGGAAUAAUAAUGACAAAAAUUGUUCCUGACUAAUUAAUCUACAUAGUCUUUGUAUGUUCAUUUAGUUUUCAUCCACCAAAAGCUGUGGCAUGCAACACUACCCCUUCCUUCACCCCUUUUUUGUUUUGAUUUUGACGUCACUGAUUACAUGUGUAGCAUCAAAACAUUUACAAAAUUAUAUAAUAUUUUUAGGAGCCUUACAAUAUUUUACUCCUUGUGAUGGAGGUGUACAUUAAUAUUUGUAUCUUUCAGGAUUAUACUUUUUCACAUGCUGUUCUAUAAAUUAAUAUACUUUAUAUUUCUGUAUAUAUUUAAAAAAAAUUAAAUUGAAUAUUGUUAAUAUGACUAGCUUUGGUAUAAUUUUUGUUUGUAUACUGGUUUUCAGUCCAUUGCUACACAUGGUUAAUUUAGCUUUUUUAAAUAAUAAUGCAGAUUAAAUUAACACACAAAAAGCGCCUUGAAUUUUUCAAUGUUUCUUUUGUAAUGAAUAUAUUGAAUACUUGGUGAAAUGUUAUUAUUUAAAUUUAAUUAUUAUAAUAUUGCUACCUUGUAGAUGAACAGAGUUAGCUUUGUAUUUACAUUCUAAAAAAUUAUUUAACAAAAUUCGGUAUAUAUUAAAAAAUUGUAUGUUCAAUUUAAUUUAAUGUAAGUGGUGAAUAAGUUCUUCUCACUGAUAUUAGCUUGAUUCUCUGGGAACAACUAGUGAUACCGUAUUCUACAAAAUUUUUAUUUUUAUUUUAGCGAACGAAUGAUGUGUGUCACCUCAUAUCCUAACUUAUGGCGGUCACUUUUUUUACAUUCAGAUUAACUAUUUAAUUAUCAAAAAGGUUUCUUAAAGUCUUAUAUACCCAAGUACUAUAACUGUGUCCAUACAUCCAUGUAUUAUUACUGUGUACAUAAACCCUUGUACUAUUACUGUGUACACACAUCCAUUUUUUAUUACUGUCCGCAUGAACCCAUGACCUAUUACUUUGUACACAAACCUAUGUACAACUGUAUACAAAUAUCCAUGAAUUAAAAUUGUAUAGACACACAUAUACUAUAAUUGUGUACACAAACCAAUGUACUACUAAUGUUUACAAAACCCAUGUAUUAUUACUGUAUAAAUUCACCCACGGCAUAUAUUUUACUGUGUACAGAAAUCCAUCUGAUAUUACUAUGUACACAAACCCAUGUAUUAUAACGGUGUACACAAACCCAUUAUUAUUACUAUGGGAAUAAAAACCAUUAUUAUUUCUGUGUAUACACAUCCAUGUACUAAGAAUGUGAAUGUAAAACCAUGUAUUAUUACUUUGUAUACACACAUGUAGUAUAAAUAUGUACAUACCCAUGUACUAUUACAGUGUACAUAAUCAUCCGUGUACUAAUGCUGUGUAAACACAGCUAUGCACUAUUACUGUGUGCACUCACCCAUGUACUAUUACUGUGUGCACUCACCCAUGUACUAUUACUGUGUACUCAACACAUGUAGUAUUACUGUGUACACACUGAAACCAUGUACUUUUAUUGUGUACACACACCCAUAUAGUAUUACUGUGUACACACGUUCUUGUACUCAUACUGUGUACAUAAACCCAUGUAAUGUUUUCUUUCCUGGGUUUGUUUAAUUGCAUUUUAAAACUCCCAUUUAACUUGCCCCGCACUGUAUUUCAAGCUCCGCUGGUGGCCGUCCACUGAAGACAUACGUAAAGCCAACAUAACAGUCGUACCAGACAGAAGCACGCAGACCGUGAUACAUGGGUUGGCCUCUGGCACCAUUUACUCUCUACGGGUCUCUGGCUACAGCAGCGGAGGAGAUGGGGCCAACAGUCCAACAACUUACUUCACGCUGGGUACGUCCGAGUUACCUCAAUCCAUCAUAAUUAACAAAAAUUAUUUAACGUGUUUGCCCAAAUAAACAUUUCUAUGAUGCAUCAUCCUUUUUUGAAAAGAAAUCCACUUCAUUAAUUAUUUAAUUUCUUUUCAUUAAAGUGCAGUCACUUGAUUGAAUUGAAUUAUUUUGUUAAAAUAUUGAUUUGGGGGUUGUGUUUGAUUGGUUUCUGAAGUGCACAAACUUGAUGAAUUGUUUGAAUUCAGAGGAAAAGAAAAGUUUUCUUAGAAUGUUAAAAGUGUUAUAUUUGUCUGACGGAAAGAAUUUGUCUAGUUUGUAUCUUAUUCCUAUCAAUAUGGAAUAAAGUGAUUUCUUUGGAUUUCAUAAAUUAACACAGCAUCUUGACAAAUCUUUUAGGUUUUAAAUAACUUUGUUUUCAAUAACAUUUUUUUCAAUAACUUUGUCUAAAGUAACAUUACUUUAAGUAGCAUUAUUUUGAAUAACAUUGUUUUCCAUAACAUUGUUUUCAGUAACAUUGUUUGCUAUGACAGUGCUUUUAAUAAGAUUUUUUUAAUAACUUUAUUAUACGUUACGUAAUAUUAUUUUAAGUAACCUUAUUUUCAGUAACAUUGUAUUCAAUAAAUUGUUUAAAAUAAAAAAUUUUUUAAUAACAUUAUUUUCAAUAACAUUUUCCAGAGGGUCAAGUCAUGUACAACCCAGCCACCACUGACAUAAUGAACACAUCUCCGUCUCUAAAGGCAAGCUUGCUUCUGAUUUGCGGAUUUGGUCUUUGGAAUUUGUUUCUACAUUCUACAAAUUUGCCAUUAUACUUUUUUAAAUAAAAAUUGAAUAUAAC
Lymnaea stagnalis (great pond snail) is the source of this 22152-nucleotide messenger RNA. The record is from the annotation of a GenBank genome assembly. Lineage: Eukaryota; Metazoa; Mollusca; Gastropoda; Lymnaeidae.